This is a messenger RNA of Coffea eugenioides, 788 nucleotides long. Its product is annotated as copper transport protein CCH. The transcript is spliced from 3 exons. The record is from RefSeq and is a predicted model, not a curated record. The coding region runs from base 222 to 464 and encodes 80 amino acids. Lineage: Eukaryota; Viridiplantae; Streptophyta; Magnoliopsida; Gentianales; Rubiaceae. Gene Ontology annotation, molecular function: metal ion binding.
AAAGAAUCAUCAUGUGCUCCCACUUAACCAUUUGUUUUAUGAAAAAACUGCUCAAGCAGUUCAUUUUCAUCAACCAAACAUUAUUCCUUACAAGAACUUCUCCUCCUCCUCCUCCAACUACCAAAGAUUGAAGUGGCGAUUCCAUUUUUAUCACUACAGCUCGAUCUGAUUCCACUGUUUGAUCGAACCAGUUAUCAGAGUUCAUCCGCAAUCAGUAAUCUAUGGCCAAUGUGGUGGAGUUGAAGGUAGGUCUGCACUGUGACGAAUGCAUUAAGAAAAUAUUGAGGGCCAUCAAGAAGAUUGAAGAUAUUGAAACUUAUGACAUCGACAAACAGCUAAGUAAGGUGACGGUAACGGGCAACGUCACGACUGAAGAGGUCAUUAAGGUUAUUCAUAAAGUUGGAAAGCAAGCCAGCAAUUGGGGUCAGCAAGAACCUUCCGCAGAUAAUUGUUACUCCUACUAGUACUCUACUCAGUCGAGCAUAGUGCUUUUCUUUGUCCGAUUAAUCGUUCGUUCCAUAUCCAUUUACUAAUAAGCCAGAGCAUGUCGUGGACCAUGAUAAGAGUAGAGCAUUUUAAGCUGGGGUGGAAAUAAUUACUAAUAUACAGAACUAGCAAAUUUAUAAGUAGCUGCGCAAUGCCUUGUCAUUUUCAAUUCUUGGUAGCGGGAAAUUGCAAGGUUCGAAGCCGAAUCAGUCAGCUUAGUAUUUUGUUUUGGUCAAAAGUCACUUUAUAUUUCAUUGCUAACUUGAUAUUAUAAGAUCAGCUAUAAACGGGUUACUAUCCAA